Messenger RNA from Penicillium waksmanii, 1065 nucleotides. RefSeq names its product GTPase GPN2. Bases 1 to 1065 code for a protein of 354 amino acids. The transcript is spliced from 3 exons. The record is from RefSeq and is a predicted model, not a curated record. Gene Ontology annotation, cellular component: cytoplasm. Gene Ontology annotation, molecular function: GTPase activity. Lineage: Eukaryota; Fungi; Ascomycota; Eurotiomycetes; Eurotiales; Aspergillaceae.
AUGCCCUUCGCACAAUUGGUCAUCGGCCCACCGGGUGCAGGAAAAUCCACCUACUGCAAUGGAAUGCACCAGUUCCUCGGGGCGAUCGGGCGCAAAUGCUCCAUCGUGAACCUUGACCCCGCCAACGAUAGGACCUCUUACCCGUGUGCGCUGGACGUGCGCGACCUCGUCACUCUCGAGGAAAUCAUGGAGGAGGAUAAGCUUGGACCGAAUGGCGCGACACUAUAUGCUCUUGAGGAGUUGGAGGAGAACUAUUCUUGGUUGGAGGCGGGGUUGAAGGAGCUUGGAGAUGAUUAUGUUUUGUUCGACUGUCCCGGCCAAGUCGAGCUCUUUACGCAUCACGCCUCAUUGCGCAAUAUCUUCUUCCAGAUCCAGAAGCUGGGAUAUCGGUUAAUCGUCAUUCAUCUCGUCGACAGUUACGCCCUCACCUUACCAUCAAUGUAUAUAUCCGCCCUCCUCCUCUCCCUCCGCGCCAUGCUCCAACUCGACCUUCCACACCUAAACGUCCUCACAAAAAUCGAUAAUCUAGCCAACUACCCCGACCUCCCCUUCAACUUAGACUACUACACCGAAGUGCAAGACCUCAGUUUUCUCCUCCCCCACCUGGAGUCCGAGUCCUCGCGUCUUCCACACAGCAAGUUCGGUGCCCUCAAUACAGCUAUCAUGGACCUGGUUGAGGAAUUCGGGCUCGUCGCUUUCGAGACGCUGGCCGUCGAGGAUAAGAAGAGUAUGAUGAGUUUGCUCAGGUCUAUUGAUCGCGCCUCAGGGUAUGCGUUUGGGUCGGCCGAGGGUGCGAAUGACACCGUUUGGCAGGUUGCCGUACGCGAGGGUAUGGGGGUUACGGAUGUCAGGGAUGUUCAGGAGCGGUGGUUGGAUAACAAGGAUGAGUAUGAUGAUUUGGAGAGGGCGGAGCUAGAAGAAGUGGCUCGUAUGCAUGAGGCGGCCAAUGAUGAGGCUAUGGCCCAGGACCAGGCCUUGAAUGGGGAUGAGGAUGGGGAUGAUGAGAUGGCGGGUUGGAAGGGUCCGUUGCCGGAUAGCGGGAUAAAGGUUCGACGAAAGACAUGA